AAUUGCUCCGCUCGGUUUUUUUGUGACCUCCCCCUUGGCACAGUUUUGUUUCUCCAUCCAUACCCCGCUUUCGACCUCCCAAAAAAAGAAGAGGACAAUUUUUCUUUUUAAAUAACUUUCUCUCUCUCUCUCUUCUUCUCUUUAAUUUUUAUAGCUGAAAAAAAAAGAAAGAUGGCUUCAAUGUUACCCAAGCAUUCUGGCACCAGUGCUUUUCGAUCGAUAUCGACUACAUUUGGUAAAGGAAUUCAUAGGGCAGCCAAAUUAUCUUCUCGUAAUCCUAUCGAGAUGAUUGCUGGUAUUCUUAUCUUAUCCUCCUUCAGUUACUUUUACCUGUUCAACUUGGCACGUACUUCGGAUAUAUUCUCAGGUACUGUCACUCGUCUUUAUCCAACCUUAGUCUAUGCCACUGCAGACUCUGAUUUUGAACCAUUGACACGUCAUGACUACACAUUCAACAACCAACUCGCACCUGAAGCAAUCAAGAUUCAGUUAAAGCAAAUUACCGUCACCGAUGGCGAAAACAAUAUGAUUGACAGAUCCACUUUGGCCUCUAUCUUGGAGUUCCAAAACUCUAUUCAACACGGUUUAUUAGAUGAUCAUUUAGGUUCAUUAGGUUACAAUUCUCUUUGUUACAAGGAUGAAAGAGGUGAAUGCUUCUCUUCAAGUAUUUCUUCUAUUUUCAACUUGGACUCUUUAUCCACACAAGAUUUACGACAAGCCAUUCAAUCUGUACCAGAGUUAUCUCAAGUCGUAUUCGGUGAAUUGGAUUUAAAUGCUUCCACCGCUUCAUCCGUCUUAUUAUCUUUUGCCUUCAACGCUUCCACCACCUACCGACAAGAAUUAUCUCAUUUAUGGGAACAAAAGGUCUCUACCUUCAACUCUGGAAACUUGCUCUCUCUUUCCAACAAUGGCAAAGGUGAAGAUGCUUUCACAUGGAUUUUCAUCAUUACCAGAAACAUCAUUAUCCGUAUCAAGGAGUUAAUUGAGAUGGCCGAUAAUAUCGAUAUUAUUGUCAUUCUGGGUGGCUAUGUUAUGAUGUUGACAACAUUUGUCUCUCUUUAUAUGAACAUGCGUUCCAUGGGUUCUCGUUAUACUUUGGCUACUGCUGUCAUGGUCAAUGGCUUUUUCUCAUUCAUGCUUGCUUUAUUAACCGUGCACGCAUUGGGUGUUGAUGUCUAUCCUGUUGUACUAGCUGAAGCUAUUCCGUUUUUGGCAGUAACCAUUGGAUUUGAACGUCAUUUCAAACUCACAAAGCGAGUCUUUGAAUACAGCAAAGAAACACCUUUAACUAAGCAAGAAAUCCGAAAGACAAUUGUUCGAGCUGUCGAUUCUGUCGCUUUACCUAUUGCCAGAGAUUGUAUCAUGGAAAUCACCGUCCUUGCUUUAGGCGCUAAAUCGGGUGUAUCUGGUUUGCGUGAAUUCUGUUUACUUAGUGCCAUUUUAUUAGCCUAUGAUUUCAUCAUCAUGUUCACUUGGUAUAUUGCCGUUUUAGCCUUGAAGCUUGAGUUAUUAAGAAUCCGUGAAAUCAACGGUACCACCGCUGCUAAAGGCACCUCCUCUUCCUCUUCCUCAUCAUCCGCAUCCGCACAAACAACAGGUACGGGUUAUAUUCGCAACACUGUCGUUAAGGCCUUCAGUGAUACCACCACAUCCAACCAUGACAAUAUCAAACAUGACGAACCCAUGAUCGGUCGAGUCAAGUUAUUGAUGAUUGUCGGCUUUGUCGCUAUGCAAUUAUUCAAGGUCUGUACCACCUUUGGGGGUUCUUCGGGUCCUCAGGUUAGCAUCGUUGAACCUGCCGUAAACAAUGUGCUUCAAAAGCUUCUUUUACAACAUCGUGCAUCCAAUGUCGCUCAUCUCCCACUCUUGGUCGAAGUCUUCCCUCCUCUGCCUUUCCACAUUGCUUCCUCUGCUGACAAGAGCUUUGUACCUGAUAGUAUUCGUAUCCCCUUGGAUUACUUGUUUGAAACAUACUCUGUCUAUAUUCAACAUCCUGUCAUUUCCAAGUGGAUCUCCUUGGCGCUCUUUGUUUCCUUGUUCCUCAAUACUUAUUUAUUCAAGGUGGCUAAACAACCUGCCAAGGUUGUCAUGACACCUGCUGUUGCUGCUGCUGCUGCUACCGUCACUACUGCACCUGUUGCUGUUCCUGCCCCUGCUCCCGCUCCUGUAGCCGUCUCUCCUCCUGCUGCUGUAAAGCAUGUCGUUGUUCAUGAAAAGAAGCGUCAUCACCAUCAUCAACAUCAACAACAACAUGUGGGCGCUAUGCGUACUUUAGAAGAAUGUGUGAGUUUAACCGGUACACCCGAUUUAUUAUCUGACGAAGAAGUGAUUUUACUUGUACAAAAGGGCAAAAUGGCAUCAUAUGCUUUAGAAAAGGUAUUGGGUGAUUUAGAAAGAGCCGUCAGUAUUCGACGUGCAUUGAUCUCUCGUGCUUCCAUGACCCAAAGUUUAGAAGGCAGUUUAUUACCUCAUGUGAAUUAUCAUUAUGAUAAGGUCAUGGGUGCUUGUUGUGAAAAUGUCAUUGGGUAUAUGCCUAUUCCCGUUGGUGUAGCCGGUCCUAUGAAUAUCGACGGUGAUAUGAUCCAUAUUCCUAUGGCUACUACAGAAGGUUGUUUGAUUGCUUCUGCUGCUAGAGGUUGUAAAGCCAUCAAUAUGGGAGGUGGUGCUACUACGAUUAUUACGGCAGAUGGUAUGACGCGUGGUCCAUGUGUAGAGUUCCCUUCCAUUGUAGGAGCUGCUGCUUGUAAAAGAUUUAUCGAAGAAGAUGGACUUGAGAUUAUCACAAAUGCGUUUAACUCGACUUCUCGUUUUGCUCGUCUUCGAAAGAUGAAGGUUGCAAUGGCUGGUAAACUCGUGUUCAUUAGAUUCUCAACAACCACGGGUGAUGCUAUGGGUAUGAACAUGAUUUCAAAGGGUUGCGAAAAGGCACUUUCGAUCUUGUCUCAACAUUUCCCUGAUAUGCAGAUUAUUUCGCUCUCUGGCAAUUAUUGUACCGAUAAGAAGCCUGCUGCUAUUAACUGGAUCGAAGGCCGUGGUAAAUCUGUGGUGACAGAAGCCGUCAUUCCUGGUGCUGUCGUCGAAAAGGUGCUCAAGACAACCGUGGAUGCCUUGGUGGAAUUGAACAUUUCCAAGAAUUUGAUUGGUUCAGCUAUGGCUGGUUCUGUAGGUGGAUUCAAUGCACAUGCGGCCAAUAUUUUGACAGCGGUGUAUUUGGCAACGGGACAAGAUCCUGCACAAAACGUGGAAAGCUCAAACUGUAUCACCUUGAUGAAGGCGAUUAAUGAUGGACAGGAUUUACAUAUCUCGUGUAGCAUGCCUAGUAUCGAGGUCGGCACCAUUGGUGGCGGCACAAUUCUGCCUCCUCAACAGUCCAUGUUGGAUAUGCUUGGUGUGCGUGGACCUCAUCCUACCGAGCCUGGAAAGAACGCUCAAAGAUUAGCAAGAAUCAUUUGUGCGUCAGUCAUGGCUGGUGAAUUAUCACUUUGUGCUGCAUUGGCUGCUGGUCAUUUAGUCAAGGCUCAUAUGGCUCAUAAUCGUGUUGCCCCCGCUGCUCCUGCCACUGUGUCUGAACCUAUUCCUGGAACUUGUAUCAAAUCCUAAUUUCUCUCUCUCUCUCUCUCUCUCUCUUUAAAACUCCCCCCUAUAUUCCCUCUUGCCUCUCUUUUCUUUUUGUUGUUUACUAUUUAUACUUCACUAAUAGAAUCCUUUCUCUAAACAUCUUAAAUAAAACAUAUUUACACAUGC
Mucor mucedo is the source of this 3744-nucleotide messenger RNA. RefSeq names its product 3-hydroxy-3-methylglutaryl coenzyme A reductase. Lineage: Eukaryota; Fungi; Mucoromycota; Mucoromycetes; Mucorales; Mucoraceae. Gene Ontology annotation, biological process: isoprenoid biosynthetic process; ergosterol biosynthetic process; coenzyme A metabolic process. The record is from RefSeq and is a predicted model, not a curated record. Gene Ontology annotation, molecular function: hydroxymethylglutaryl-CoA reductase (NADPH) activity; protein binding. The coding region runs from base 172 to 3600 and encodes 1142 amino acids. The transcript has 3 exons. Gene Ontology annotation, cellular component: endoplasmic reticulum membrane; peroxisomal membrane.